This is a messenger RNA of Rhineura floridana, 2553 nucleotides long. RefSeq names its product vomeronasal type-2 receptor 26-like. Gene Ontology annotation, cellular component: membrane. Gene Ontology annotation, biological process: G protein-coupled receptor signaling pathway. The coding region runs from base 1 to 2553 and encodes 850 amino acids. The record is from RefSeq and is a predicted model, not a curated record. Gene Ontology annotation, molecular function: G protein-coupled receptor activity. The transcript has 6 exons. Lineage: Eukaryota; Metazoa; Chordata; Lepidosauria; Squamata; Rhineuridae.
AUGGAUGAUCCACAUCCUCCACUUCGUGAGUACCAUCAGAGAGGAGAUCUCAUCAUUGGAGCCAUUGCUUCUCAGACCUUCAUCGUCUCCAACUCAAUAACCUUCACGGAAGAACCCCCAUCACCAUUGUUUGAAGAGCUUGUUGUCGUUCCUAAGAAUUAUCAGCACAUCCUAGCCUUGGAAUUUGCAGUAAAGGAGAUCAAUGAAAAUCCUCAGCUCUUACUCAAUGUCACCUUGGGCUUCCACAUCUAUGACAGCUAUUUCACUGCCAAAUGGACCUACCAUGCCACAAUUCUCCUUAUAUACACUCUGGGAAGAUUUGUUCCCAACUACAAAUGUGAAACCCAGAAUAGCCUAAUUGUAAUCGUAGGGGGACUGGACCCCCUAACCUCCUUUCAUGUGGCAACUGUUGUGGAUAUUUACAAGAUUCCACAGCUUAUAUAUGGCCCAGCUCCAGUGAUGAAUGAUAAAACUCCAGGACUUUCCUUCUACCAGAUGGCCCCAAAGGAAGCCCAUCAGUAUGAAGGGAUUCUUUCUUUGCUUUUGCACUUCAGGUGGACAUGGAUUGGGCUUCUGACUUACAACGAUGAAUAUGGAGAUAGAUUUGUCCAAACUGUGUUCCCACUGUUUUCACAGAAUGGUAUCUGUUUUGCCUUCAUAGAAAGAAGCCACAGAGUAACUUUUAUCAACGAAGUGUAUGAAAUGUUUAAACAAGGGGCAAAAUUACAUGACAAUAUUGUGGAUAGCAAAGCCAACGUAGUAGUAGUUUAUGGAGAAUCUUACACCAUUGCCUAUUUGAGAUGGUUUCCAUAUCUUUCAGAACAAGAUCAAAUGACAAAAAACUCCAAAGGUAUACUGUGGAUAAUAACAGCUCAGAUGGAGCUCACUUCAAUGGUCUAUCAAAAGACUUGGGAUACAGACAUAAUUAAUGGCGUCCUGUCCUUUACUAUUCACUCCAAUGAUCCACCAGGAUUCAAGACAUUUGUUGCCAGCAGAAACCCUUCUAGUUCAACAGGAGAUGGUUUUAUCAGAGACUUCUGGCAACAGUCCUUUGGCUGUGUUUUCCUAAAUACCAUUGUUGACAAAGUGGAUGGGGAUAUUUGCACAGGGGAGGAGAAGCUGGAGAACCUUCCUGGGACUUUUUUUGAAAUGAGCAUGACUGGCCACAGCUAUAGCAUCUACAAUGCUGUCUAUGUUAUGGCCCAUGCUUUACAUGCCAUGGCCUCAUCUAGAAACAAACAUGGAACAAUGGUGGACAGAGGAGGGCAGAAGUUUCAGAAACAACAGUCAUGGCAGCUCCAUCAUUUUCUGAAAGGUGUCUUAUUUAACAACAGUGCUGGGGAAAGUAUCUCCUUUGACCAGGAUGGAGGGUUGGCAGCUGGAUUUGAUAUUAUUAACUGGAUUAUUUCCUCAAACCAGUCCUUCUAUAAAAGGAAAGUUGGGAGGAUGGCUCCCCAGGCUCCUCCAGACCAAGCGUUCACCAUCAACACAGAGGCCAUAACAUGGCACAAAGGGUUUAACCAGACACAGCCUCUUUCUUUAUGUACUGAGAGUUGCCAUCCGGGUUCUAGCAAGAAAGUGAAGGAAGGGGAGCCAUUUUGCUGCUAUGAUUGCAUCCCAUGUCCAGAAGGAAAGAUUUCAGACCAGGAGGAUAUGAAUGAAUGUCAUAAAUGUACAGAUGAAAAUUAUCCAAACAAAAACCAGAUUUUAUGCAUUCCUAAGGAUAUAAGCUUCUUGUCUUGUGAAGAACCUUUGGGCAUCAGUUUAGCCUGUUUAGCUUUUUUAUUUUCAUUGAUCACAGCUCUAGUGUUUGUAACAUUUAUAAAGCACCACAACACUCCCAUUGUCAAAGCCAACAACAGGGAUCUCACCUACACUCUCCUCAUCUCCCUCUUACUCUGCUUCCUUUGCACAUUUCUGUUUAUUGGCUAUCCUCAGAAGAUGACAUGUCUCCUCCGACAAACUGCUUUUGGUGUCAUCUUCUCAGUAGCUGUUUCUUGUGUGCUGGCAAAAACAAUCACAGUGGUCCUGGCCUUCAUAGCCACCAAACCAGGAUCCAAGAUGAGGAAGUGGGUGGGGAAAAGGCUGGCUACCUCCGUUGUUUUUUCUUGCUCCUUUAUUCAAGCAAGUAUCUGUACUCUGUGGCUGUCAACCUUUCCCCCAUUUCCAGAUGUUGACAUGCACUCAGUAACUGAAGAAAUUAUACUAGAAUGUAAUGAGGGGUCUGAGACUAUGUUUUACUCUGUCCUUGGGUACAUGGGCUUCCUGGCAAUUGUGAGUUUCACUGUGGCUUUCCUCUCAAGGAAGUUACCUGACAGUUUCAAUGAAGCUAAGUUUAUCACUUUCAGCAUGUUGGUCUUUUGCAGUGUUUGGCUAUCCUUUGUUCCAACCUACUUAAGUGCAAAAGGAAAAUAUAUGGUAGCUGUGGAGAUAUUUUCCAUCUUAGCAUCCGGUGUUGGGUUGCUGGUUUGCAUCUUUUCCCCAAAGUAUUACAUAAUUGUGCUGAGACCUGAGCUGAACAACAAGGAACAGCUAAUAAGAAGAAAGUCAUAA